Messenger RNA from Didymodactylos carnosus, 2790 nucleotides. Lineage: Eukaryota; Metazoa; Rotifera; Eurotatoria; Philodinida; Philodinidae. The record is from the annotation of a GenBank genome assembly.
AUGAAUUCAGACCAUUCACAAUCACCAUCGAUAAAUGGUGUAUAUAUUGCUUAUACCAGUGAAUUAAAUGAUGGUUCAUUUUCUGAGAGUUGGCUACUACCAAUACUGAUAUUAUGUAUCAUUGGUUUUGCUCUAACAAUUGCUAUAUCAUUUUUAUUCGUUUGUUUAUCAUUUAAACGUUUUAAUGGUUUAUAUAUACUGACAAAUCUUCUCAUUUGUUUGGGUGUUAGUCUAUUAUAUAUUAUUAUUAUAAUAUUUCUAGUUCGUGGUACAGAAUUAUUAUGUGGUCUAAGAGAAUUUUUAUCACAAUUUGGCUAUGUUCUUCUAUUUUCAUCAUUUCUCUCACGUUAUAUAAUGCAAUGGCUUGGUGCUAGAAUAUUAUCAAGUAGAACAAAACAAUUUACAGCCAUUUUAAUUUAUCUUCUAUUCAUAUUUAUUCAAAUACCAAUCGGUAUACUUUGGUGGUAUUUUACAAUGCCUCGUUCAUGUCCAAUUUCAUCAAAUGAUAUUAUUAGUUUAGUACGACCACCACCAUUAUUUCCAUUACCUGAUGAAUUUCCAUUUCGUCAACGUUCAUCAGUGACAACAACGCGUAGUUCACAAGACUAUUUAUUUCCAAUAUCAUUAUCAACCGAUCAUAAUAAUAAAGUACAACGUCAUUUAUAUAAAGCACAUGAUUUAGCUUAUAAUAAAUUAUGUUCGUAUCGUUGUAAUGUUGAUUAUCGUUUUUAUGCAACGUAUACAUAUACCAUCAUUCAACUGUUAUUAUGUACAAUAAUAUCAUGUUGUCUAUUUUGUUUUCGAAACAAUUAUAAUUCAUCAGUACCAAAAACAACAAUAUCAUCUGAAACAUAUCAUACAACUACAACCCCGUUAUCUUCAAAAACAUUAAAUUUUUUAACUAUGUUUACCUUUGUACUAAUCGAUUUAUUUUGGUUAUUAUGGACAUUUUUCUAUUUUUUUGCCCAUUCCUACUACGUAUUUCCAGCACUUGUUGGUGGAAUGUUUUCAAUUGCAACCUUAUGUCUUAUAUUUAUACUUAUACCUCAAUUAUAUUAUUAUGCGCAUAUGAAAGUAUCAUCUUCACUAUAUAACAAUAAAUCACAAUCAACCGAUACACAUAUUUUAGAAGUGGGUGAUGGUAAUGGUAGUGGACAAAAACUAAAUAAUAAAAGUAAUACAAAGAAAAAACAACGAAAAAAUAGAAAAUUGACCGAAACAACACAACCAAUAUACAGUGCCGAUACAACUGAUAAUGAUGAUUUAUUACAACCACUAUCAUCUACACAAAAAAAGAGUAAUAAAUCGAAACAUGGAUUACGUAUAGAAAAAUUAAAUAAUAACAAUGAUAGUGAACAAUCAUAUGAAAAUGAAAUUGGUACAAGUGGUACAUUUUUACCGAUAACAACGACACCACGAGGAAUGUUCAAAGUCAAUGAUGAAACAACAAUAAAUAAACAAAAAAUAAAACAUCAAAGUGAAAAUACUAAAAUCAAAGAUGAAAAUAAAGUGGAAACACCGGUAGAAAAAUUAGAUAAAUUAAUUUAUGGUGAUCGUUCGGCUAUCGCUAAUGAGACACGCGUACAUUCAUCGUUAGGUGAUGUUAAUAGUAAAGAAGGAACGUAUCUAAAUGUCCUAAAUAGUCAAUUAGUGUCCACUAGUAUACCAAUAGAAGUUGAAAGACAGCCACCGCAACAAUAUCAGCAAAUAGGACAUGAGGAAUCACUAACAUUACAACCGCCAAUAAUGGGUCUUCAACGUCAGUUGACAUCUUCUUCAAUCGCAUCCGAUUUUCUUACGCCUAUCAUGUAUAAUCCGGUGCAAACAUUAAAUCGGCCACAUCGUUUAUCUCAAGUGAGUACAUCAUUAGCAUCCACUACUGAUUAUGGUGGCAAUGAUUUACGUUCAAAUGUCUACUGGCCUCUAAGACAACAGCAAUCUGAACGACAUGAUCCUAGUUCAUAUCCUGUUCAUUUACGUCAUUAUGAUGAGACAAUAAUUCCAGUUUCAUUACAAGAAGAACAACGCCCACGUACCUCAACACCUCUCCAAAUGUUAAAUAGAACACAUCAUUUUGAUAAUACUCGUCCGUCGAAUAUUUACUAUUCAUCACAGCCACGUCGUGCUUAUUCGGGUACUGAAUUAUCGAUAAAUCCAUGGGCAAAUCGAAGAUAUCGACCACGUUUUCAUCGUGGACAAUAUCCACCUUAUCAUCAUCAUAGUCCUGAACAUUCUGUAACAAAUUGGGCACAACAAUCACGAUUUCGACCUCCAUCAUCACACGAUAAAAUAUUGUAUGUUGAUCCAUAUCGAACAGUACCGUCAAGAAUCGGUGGUAAUACUUGGCAAUCAGUUUUACUAAACGACUCCUCUCAUUAUCCAAAAUAUGAUCAAAUUCUACAUCAAACCGAAAAUAAUACAGAUAAUUUAAAUAUGAGACAAAUUUUUAGUUACGGCGGUCCCACGGAUGAUGGUCGAUCAUUGUCUAGUAGACUUUGGGAUAUAGAUAGUGAAAGUAAUGAUGAUGAGGAAUUACCAACAUGUUUAGAAAAUGAAAAAGAAUCAUGGAAAGAUAAUUCAUCAAAAAUUGAUUCACUUCUAGAUUUUGAUACGAAUAUUAGAACUAAAACUAAACAGCCGUUUAUUGAUGAUGAUAAUGAUAACAAAAGCAACGAUUAUUUAUUGAAAAAUAUUGCACGUCCCGACAGUUUGAGUAACGAUGAGAAUGAUGAAUUAUUAAAAACUGUGGAUGAUGACAUGAGAAAGCCCAAACAUCAUGUUCAAGUAUAG